Messenger RNA from Magnolia sinica, 2048 nucleotides. RefSeq names its product probable methyltransferase PMT16. Gene Ontology annotation, cellular component: endosome; trans-Golgi network; cytoplasm. The record is from RefSeq and is a predicted model, not a curated record. Gene Ontology annotation, molecular function: methyltransferase activity. Bases 16 to 1917 code for a protein of 633 amino acids. The transcript is spliced from 6 exons. Lineage: Eukaryota; Viridiplantae; Streptophyta; Magnoliopsida; Magnoliales; Magnoliaceae.
AAAUAAAAGAACACAAUGCCAGGGGCUUAUACACCCUACUCCAGUGUAUUACAGCUCUACUUCAAGAGAAGAAACCUCCUCACCAUAGCUCUAAUCACAGCCCUCUGUUCCGUUUCCUACAUCAUCGGCUCCUGGACCCACGCCUCAGUGGGCCCCACCACAUCCUCCUCCGUUCUCCUCCCUUGCCCCACAUUAAAACCCCAAAAUCCCACCACCACUGACCUCGACUUCUCCACCCACCACUCUGCUGACGAGGCGUCGUCCGCGCCGGCGCAGGCGCGCGAGUACCCGGCCUGCCAAAUCAGCUACAGCGAGUACACGCCGUGCGAGGACACGCACCGGUCGCUAAGGUACGCGAGGGAGAGGCUGGUGUACAGGGAGAGGCACUGUCCUAUGAAGGACGAGCUGCUCAAGUGCCUGGUGCCAGCGCCGUACGGUUACAAGAGCCCGUUCCCGUGGCCCGCGAGCAGAGAAAUCGCGUGGUUCGCGAACGUGCCCCACAAGGAGCUGACGGUCGAGAAGGCGGUCCAGAACUGGAUAAGGGUCGAGGGGGACCGGUUCCGGUUUCCGGGUGGUGGGACCAUGUUCCCGCGUGGGGCCGACGCUUACAUCGACGAUAUCGAGAGCCUUGUCCCUUUGACGGACGGCUCGAUCAGGACCGCCAUCGAUACCGGUUGUGGGGUAGCGAGCUGGGGAGCUUACCUUCUGUCCCGAAACAUCACGGCCAUGUCGAUUGCACCGAGAGACACGCAUGAAGCUCAGGUGCAAUUCGCACUGGAACGAGGUGUCCCGGCCAUGAUCGGAGUACUCGCUUCCAACAGGCUUCCAUACCCGUCGAGGGCCUUCGACAUGGCGCAUUGCUCACGUUGCCUCAUUCCAUGGCACCUCUAUGAUGGGCUUUACCUAAUUGACGUCGAUCGAAUUUUACGUCCGGGUGGGUAUUGGAUCCUUACAGGCCCGCCAAUUAACUGGAAGAACCACUGGAAAGGCUGGAAUAGAACAGAGGAGGACUUGAGUAAUGAGCAGUCUGCGAUCGAGGCGAUAGCAAAGAGCCUUUGCUGGAAGAAGUUGAAGGAGAAGGGUGAUAUUGCUGUUUGGCAGAAACCCACUAAUCAUAUACAUUGCAAGCUCAAUAGAAAGCUCUUCAAGACUCCAAAGUUCUGCUCUGCUGAAGAUCCUGAUUCUGCAUGGUACACUAAAAUGGAAGCCUGCAUAACUCCCCUGCCUGCAGCUACCACAAUACAAGAAAUUGCGGGCGGGGAUUUGAAGAGAUGGCCUGAGAGAUUGAUAGCAGUGCCACCGAGGAUUAGCAGUGGAAGCCUGGAGGGAGUCACACCAGAAAUGUUCCUAAAAGAUUCAGAGCUCUGGAAGAGGAGAUUAGUACGCUACAAGUCUCUUGUCAAUCAGUUGGGGCAGAGGGGCCGGUACCGGAAUUUGCUCGACAUGAAUUCUCACUUUGGAGGGUUUGCAGCUGCACUUGCUGAUGAUCCAGUGUGGGUCAUGAAUGUCGUCCCUAUCGAGUCGGAAAUCAACACGUUGGGAGUAGUCUAUGAACGUGGUUUGAUUGGGACAUACCAAAAUUGGUGUGAGGCCAUGUCAACUUAUCCGAGGACGUAUGAUCUUCUUCAUGCUGACUCGGUGUUUAGCCUCUACCAAGACAGAUGUGAAAUGGAAGAUAUUCUGUUGGAGAUGGAUAGAAUUCUCCGGCCAGCAGGAGCUGUGAUCUUUAGAGAUGAUGUAGAUAUAUUAGUAAAGAUCAAGAGCAUAGUGAAUGGAAUGAGAUGGGACAGUUGGGUAGUGGACCAUGAAGAUGGACCCAAGAAGAGGGAGAAGCUUCUGAUAGCCACAAAGCAGUAUUGGACAGCACCUGACCCACAUCAAGAAGAAUCCAACGACAGCCAGACACUACAGCGAUAGUGGCAUACAGAGCUCCACCCAUGUUAUUUUGUUUGUUUUUUCAUUCUUAAAAUGCAAUUCUUUCAAAAUGUGAUUUGUGUAACAUCUGUUUCUAGUCUAAUAAGAAAACAAGAAUGAAAAUAUUCAGAUCA